AUGGGGCCAAAGAAGGAAGUUGCCAAGUCUGGUAAGGCUACUAAGAGCAAGAAACCUCCAACGAGUGGCUCGGUAAAAAAGCAGAUGGGAAAGUCUGCACGUGCUGGUAAGAAUUCUGCCAAAACUCUCGCGAAGAAGUCUCCGAAGAAGCUUCACGCGGUGAAGGAUGGGAAGAUUGCGAAAUCUAGAUCUAAGAAGGCUAUGGUUGCUAGGGCUUUGAAAGUUCAGAAAGCUAUGAAUGUCGGUGCACACACGCAAGGCAAGAAGAAAGUUAUGAAGAACAUUCGAUUUCGUCGACCAAAGACAUAUAAGCCGCCACGUUGCCCUAAAGACCGCCGUUUUGAGAUUCCUAAGAGGAACAAGUUGGACGCUUUUCGCAUCAUUCGUCAUCCGGUCACAACCGAAGCGGCAAUGAAGAAGAUUGAAGACAACGAUACUCUUGUAUUUGUUGUUGACCGGCGGGCUAAUAAGCCUGCAAUCAAGGCAGCAGUUCAGGAAAUGUACAAAAUCAAGGUUGCGAAGGUGAAUACUCUUAACUGUCCGAAGAACAUAAAAAAGGCCUAUGUGAAACUGCCUCCGGACUUUGACGCGCUGGACGUUGCGAACAAGAUCGGUAUAAUAUAA
Messenger RNA from Hydatigera taeniaeformis, 624 nucleotides. Lineage: Eukaryota; Metazoa; Platyhelminthes; Cestoda; Cyclophyllidea; Taeniidae. The record is from the annotation of a GenBank genome assembly.